Clunio marinus is the source of this 198-nucleotide messenger RNA. Lineage: Eukaryota; Metazoa; Arthropoda; Insecta; Diptera; Chironomidae. The record is from the annotation of a GenBank genome assembly.
AUGAGAGUAACAUCUAAUGUCAUCUAUUCAAAUGAUGAGCAGCAUGGUUUCUGUAAAAGGAAGAGGAAAAUCUUUCUUGUGUUCAUCAUCAUCAUCAUCUUCAUCAUCAUCGUCAACUUCAUGCAUUCUGUUCACUUUACUGUUGCUGAUGCAAAUGGAGAACUAUUUUUGAAAGUUUUAGAUUUUCAAUGUCUUUGA